Molecule: messenger RNA, 5488 nt
Organism: Ctenopharyngodon idella (grass carp)
Lineage: Eukaryota; Metazoa; Chordata; Actinopteri; Cypriniformes; Xenocyprididae
Product: nuclear factor 7, brain-like
Exons: 6
Coding region: 230-1594 (454 amino acids)
Molecular function (GO): zinc ion binding; protein binding
Source: RefSeq, a predicted model, not a curated record
GACUUAUUAUUUCUCUUUUCUGUCAUUCUGAUUCUCUUCUCUUUUGACAAAAGCAAUAAAGAAUCAGCGAUCAGUGGAGAAUGAAGAGAAACACUUUCAAGAAAGAUUUUUGAGGCAUUUGUUUCUGAACAGACAGCAGAUCGUUGUGAUUCUUAAGGUGAUUCAUUUUUAAAACCGUCGUUCAGAAAGUGAAAGUAAAGUUUAUAUUUCUGGAGCUCAAACAGUGAAAAUGGCUUCACUAAAUGUUUCUGCUGAAGAACUUUCUUGUCCCGUGUGCUGUGAAAUCUUCAAGACUCCUGUUAUUUUAUCAUGUAGUCACAGUGUCUGUAAAGACUGUCUUCAACAGUUCUGGAGAACCAAGAAAACUCAGGAGUGUCCUGUCUGCAGGAGAAGAUCCUCAAAAUCUGAACCUCCAAUUAAUCUUGUGUUAAAAAACUUGUGUGAGUCGUUCCUGACAGAGAGAAAUGAGACAGGUUCAUCAGGAUCUGAGGAGAUCUGCAGUUUACACAGUGAGAAACUCAAACUCUUCUGUCUGGAGGACAAACAGCCUGCGUGUUUCGUGUGCAGAGAUUCACAACAACACGACAAUCACAAAUUCAGACCCAUCAGUGAAGUGGUUUCAGCAUAUAAGGAGGAGCUCAAUACAGCACUGGAGUCCUUACAAGAGAAACUUCAACACAAUGAAGAAAUGAAAGGAGAGUUUGAGAAAACAGUUCAACACAUCAAGUCUCAAGCUGAGCACACAGAGCGUCAGAUUAAACAGCAGUUUGAGAAGCUUCAUCAGUUUCUCAGAGAUGAAGAAGAAGCUACAAUCACUGCACUGAGGGAGGAAGAGGAGCAGAAGAAGCAGAUGAUGAAGGAGAAGCUGGAGGAGAUGAACAGACACAUCUCAGCUCUUUCACACACAAUCAAAGACAUGGAGGAGAUGAUGAAAGCCAAUGACGUCUGCUUUCUGAAGGAGUUUCCAGUCUCAAAGGAAAGAGUCCAGAGCUCACAGCCGGAUCCACAGAUGGCUUCUGGAGCUUUGAUUCAUGUGCCACGUUACUUGGGCAACCUGCCGUUCAGAGUCUGGAAGAAGAUGCAGGACAUCGUCCAAAACACUCCUGUGAUUCUGGAUCCAAACACUGCAGAACCACGUCUCGUCCUGUCUGAUGAUCUGACCAGUGUGAGAAACAGCGGGAUCAAACAACCUCUUCCUAAUAAUCCAGAGAGAUUUGACCGGUGUGCCUGUGUUCUGGGUUCAGAGGGGUUUAACUCAGGAACACACUGCUGGGAUGUGGAGGUUAAACAGAGUCAGUGCUGGAUUCUUGGAGUAACUACAGCAUCAAACCAGAGGAAGGGAGGUGUUUUCUUCAGCACUGAUGUCUGGUGUGUGUCGUACGGAUGGAUUGUAUGUCCUAGUUCUAGUUUUCGUGUCAAACAGAAGCUUGAUCGUGUGAGAGUGAAUCUGGACUAUGACAGAGGAAGGGUGUCAUUCUCUGAUCCUGUAACUAACACACAUCUACACACACUCACAACCACCUUCACUCACACACUCUUUCCAUUCUUCUAUUGUUCUCCCUCUCUGAGGAUCUUAGCGGUCAAUAGUCAGUAGUCGUUACUCCUGUAGGUCUGGAUCUUCCUGCUUUCAUCAUGUUUCCAAAAUUUAAUCCAGAUCACAUGAGUAAGAGUGCUGUUGAUCUGAAUAUCAGUACGGUGGCUGUGAUUGGACCGUGAUGAUCACAUGACUGAUAUCAGCACUACAGCAACACUCACACUCAUAUUGCUUUAAUACAACAGAUCAAUAAACAACAAGUUUAUUUAAUUAGAGUUUAGAGGAAGUUUAAAAAGCACUUUACACAAUAAGAACAAUUAUUAGACAAUUUUAGGACAACAACCGUUUACCUGAUUAUUAUUUCAGUGAAGUUUGUCACUUUGCUAAUUUUCACAUAAUUAUAUAUAUAUAUAUAUUUUAAACUGAACCUAAUUCUACACAGUUUCACUGAAUUUGUAAAUGAAUAAUUGUUUAUUUGAGUUUAACUGAUCAUUUGUUCAUUUAAGCUCAUGGAUAUAAACAAUAAACACUUUUAUUAUUUACGGAUCUGAUUCUGAAAAACACAGUCAAUGUUUCUGUGAUUCACUGAAAUCUCUGAGAGUUUCUGAACAGAAUUUGAUCAUCCCGAGUUUAAACGUUUUGAGCUUCUGCAUCAUUCAGACUCACACAGACAUCAAGAAUCAGUGUGUGAAUCUGAACACUGAGCCUCAGUGACUAUUUCACUCAGAGAAGCUGUCAAUCACAGCUGUCAAUCAUGACGUCACGUCCCUGUUUUUAUGGCAUCAAAUAAUUAACUAAAAACAAAAUUAUUUAAAAAAAUAACAAUACUUGAACUAAAGUGUGGUAAAAACUACACAAAAUGAGAGGAAACCAUCUUUGGAAAUAAUUUAAUUGUUUAGAUUUUCUCAUCCGUUUAAUUACACAGAGAGGGCGGGGUUUAUGACCUAUACUGGGACCAACCACCCGGGGGCGAUCGAGACGCUUUGGCUUCACUUUUCAGGACUUGUUCAUGUUUGGUUUGUGUCUCAAUGCCUAGUUGAAAAUUUCUGCAUUAAAAACACUUCAGCACAUUUGAGAAAUAAACUCUGUUUAACUAAUAAUGCUGAUGUGAUUCAGUCAGCUUUCUGAUGAAACUUAUUUUUAUUACAGUUUUUAUUACCAUUUCACAGAACCUGAAUUUCAUUAUUAUUUUGAAUAAUUAUUGUUUGAACCAGAUUAUGCCACACUUAUCUUUGGAUAUAGAGGUGAAGUUAUACUGUCUCAGGGUUCACUAAACUUCUCCCUGGUUCUCUAGUGCAAUAAAAUCUGUCUUUGUGUAAGCUGUGUUUGUUAGAAAUGGCUUGAAUUGAACAGGGUAUUCCAGAAAGCAGGGUUAACUUACCGUCACAUAUACCCUGAACUCUCGGUUGAUUAACCCAAAUCUUGCUUACUCGAGGUGUGCUGGUUCCUAAAACACGUCCGGGAGUAAGUUCAGCCAACUCAGAGUAUGUUCCCGGUUAACACACAAGACAUUCUCAACGAAUCGAUGAUUCACCCUGGAAACAAACGCUAAGAAACGUGCCAUUCUACUUCCUUCUUAUUCUUUUUUUUAAUGGCGAUUUACAUAACCUACUUAGUACACAUCGCCACCUAUUGGGUGGUUGUGCAAUCAUUUUUUUCAGUCUUUUCAUUUAAUAAGUAAUCUUUAUUCACUGAGAAAAAGAAUUAUAUUGUUUGUUUGUUUGAUGCUAAUCAGUGGCGUAGGCAGAAUUUUAUUUUUGGCAGGCAAAAGUGAGCGGGCACUUUCAUGUAGGGUCCUACAGCCUACACAUUUCAUAUAGCUAAAAGCAAAAUAACGGACUCAAUAUUACGAUUAGAUUUCGAAAAAAUAAAGAACAGUAGAACACACAUACAGUACAACAACAACAACAACAAAUUACCACGUAUCCGUCACAAACACGUUUUUUAAUAGCCUAAGUAAUUCAUUAAUAUUAGACUUUUUAAAUAAUUUGAUUAAUUUUACCUAAACAACUUAAUUAAAAAAUUCGGGAAAAUGAAAAUAGCGCUUAUUUAAUCAAUUAAUUUAUCAAAUUUAUUUAAUAAUCAACACUCAAUAAAACGUUUAACAAAAAUAAAUCACAUAAGGCAGCUUUUAUGCUAUCAAGUUUUUAAUAAUAUAAAUAUUUUCGGAAAGACGAAAAUAGCGCUUAUUUAAUCAAUUAGUUAAUCAAAUUACUGAAUAAUUAAAACUCAAGUAAAACUUUUAACAAAAAUAAACCACAUAGGCAGUUUUUAUAUCAAGUUUUUAAUAAUAGAAUUAUGUUUCUACUCCAAAUUGUUGGUAAAAUAUAACCAUUAUGGCUGCUAGGCUAUACAGACUAUUACAUACAGGCUAUUAAAUAAUUCUUGUCUUUCAGUUGAAACUGAUUUAAUUUCAGUCGUCCUAUACAUUACGCCGUAUUAAAGAGCACCAAAACUAAACACAAAACAGCAACACACCACAGAAAAUCUGCUCCCUUAACUUUAAGUACACUCAAGGCUAAGUCACUUAAAUUAGUUGAUGAGUUGAAUCUUGUAGAACUAAAACAUUGAAAAAUGCUUAACUUAUUAUGUUAAUGUAAAACCAUAUGUUGUCAAAACUUAUUGAUCUACUUUACACUCAAAAAAAUGAUACGUUGGAUUUACUUAAUUUUUUUAUGCCACGUAACUUGGUUAUGUUGCAUUUAAUUAACAUUAUUUAUUUCAGUUAACUUAAAUUUAUUACAUAAGGUUAACUCAAUGCUAUUUAGUUGAAUCAGGUUAACAUUCUUAAUUUUGCACAAAACCAUUAAGUUUAAUUAUCCUAAAAAUCCAGUUUAAUUGGUUAGUUUAUUUAGUGGAUGCAUUCAAGAACAAUUUUCACAACUUUUACAAAAUCUUUACUCUGUAAAGACUCUUACUGUUAGGCGUUAGCCAGAAGAUGGUUUUACUCCAUCUAUGGCAUACCCAAAAUAGUUGUUUUUAUUAUUAGAACAACUUUAAUUGUUGUUAGCAGGUCCUCAACCCAAGCACAUGUUCCACACUUCACCACAAUGGUAACCCCAAAACUAUUAACAUAACAUAAACUUUUAAAUACCAACAUAAUAUAACAGUAAACAUUAAAAAGUCUCUCCAUUUUCUCAUGUUGCUAAAAACUGCUUAAAAUAACACUUUAUUUCAACAUUUACUCUCCCAGAUCAGCCCCUUUGCAAAGCCUGAUGGGAAGUGAAAGUCCUGUUUGGUUGAGUCCUGGUUGAGUUUACUUGAUUGAAACAUGUUAUUUUAAUAUGACAUUUAAUAUUUAACAUCAAGUUAAGUCAAAAAGUCAUUGUUUCAAGUCAAUUUAACAUGAAGCAAUUAAAUUUGAACCAGAAACCUAAUACAAUGGUGUUGAAUCAAAAUAAGUUGUUUAAAUAAAGUGAAUAGCAUCAAAAAAUAAUUUUUUUGAGUGUAUUUUACAGUAAAAAAGAAUCCAUAUUUAAGAAUCCAUAUUAAUUUUUAUUUGUGUAUAUAUUUUUGGGUGCAAUAUGCAUACAAUAUGCACCUUGGACAGCUACUGUACCACUCCAUCCAGCCUCCACAAGUCCACAGUUCAUGCACAUACAAAUUAAAAGAAAGAUCUUAUUUGCCAUGGCAUAGCCUAUCUGUUCUUAAGCUGUGCUGGCCGGCAUAAAUUUACAAAACAAGCCGGAGACGGCUGGGCUUUGAAAUGAAAAGUGCAAUUAUUUCCUCAAUGUCCAAAGAGUCUUCAAGUUCACGAUCCAUGGAUAAUAGCGACAGGUUGUUGUGUCUGAGUGUGGACAUCGACAACCUUAAAGUGCCCCUAUUAUGCCUUUUUUAAGGUUAAAUAAUUUUAACUGGGGUAGGCUGUAACAGACAAAAGAAGCAAAAACACAUGCAUACCAUAUGAUAUUGUUCAAAAACAGAUUUAUUGAAAUAAAAGAACAAUGUCUCUUA